Messenger RNA from Didymodactylos carnosus, 492 nucleotides. Lineage: Eukaryota; Metazoa; Rotifera; Eurotatoria; Philodinida; Philodinidae. The record is from the annotation of a GenBank genome assembly.
AUGACUGAUCUUAGCUCAUUACAAGCGAUAUUAUAUUCGAGAAAAAUAGAUUCUUCGACACUAAAACCAUAUACAAAUAUUCAUCUUAAUAAUAAUGGCGAUCUGAUAUUAUCAACUCCUUCAUUAGAUUCCUACCGCGUUAUCAACGAUCCCUUGCACAAGUAUGAGUCGAAGAGUCAUCGUCUACCAGACGGUAUAGAUCAUCGAAUAUUAGCCUAUGAUUCGCUCGAAAGUCAGAGAUAUGAAGCACUGCACAUGAAACAACCAGUUCCACGUUAUGUGACAAGAGUUUUUCAAGAAAGAUUUGGUUCUGUGGUUUCACCUCGAUCAGAUCCAUCGAAAACUAUUCGAGCUCAUACGGCUCCAGGUUAUCGUGUAUUAAAUGAACAUAUACCCACUAAUAAAGAAACAAUGAUAUCACAACGUUUUAACAAGAUAAACCCUUUUGUAACAGAAAAAACCAAAUAUUUAUUACGUGAAUCAGUUGCUUGA